UAAAACCGAGGCAGAAGAAGAUAUGAUUCAUUUCCGGCAUAAACAAGGACAUGUGUUAAAUAACUGCCCUUGUGAAUGUUAGUUUCUGUCGAUAACUCUAGCUGCCAUAAUGUGUGUCAGAGUCUUUUAAAUCACAGGACAGUUUAACUUAAACGUCUGCUGUUAGAAACGGACUUAGAGAAUGGCGGCCCCGGCCCAUGUCUCCAGAGUCCGCUCACUGUACAAGAGGAUUCUGGUCCUGCACCGGUUCCUGCCGAUAGACUUAAGAGCCCUCGGUGACCAGUAUGUGAAAGACGAGUUCAGAAGACAUAAAAAUGCAUCAGCCGCAGAGGUGACGAACUUCAUGACAGAGUGGGAGAACUACAAGAACACCUUACAGACUCAGGUACUGGAAUCAGUGGGGGACCAAUCCAGCUCAUUCAAGUUCGGGGCCAACCUGUCAGAUGGGAAACUCGGCGACUUCCAGAACGACCAGAUCGGCCAACUCUACGAACUCAUGCUCGAAUCCACCAAACCUAACAGACAGUUUAAUAUCCAGGAGGACUCCAAGUGAGCCAGUAGGUCACUUGUGCACAAAACAGAAAUAUACUCUGACAACGGAAAACGGAAGGUGCUAUCAUUAAUUCAGACCACUAAUAUAUUAUCUCUGAGUGCCUCAGAUGAAGAGUGGUACUCAAAGUCAGAGUAGAGGCUUUUAAGAAUAUGAGAUUGUAUUAAAGUGCUGUGUAAUAUCUGUAUUCCUGUUCUUGUCUAUUUUACUGUAUGUGACAAUAAAAGGAGGUUCCUCAUG
Molecule: messenger RNA, 790 nt
Organism: Thunnus maccoyii (southern bluefin tuna)
Lineage: Eukaryota; Metazoa; Chordata; Actinopteri; Scombriformes; Scombridae
Gene: sdhaf3
Product: succinate dehydrogenase complex assembly factor 3
Exons: 2
Coding region: 182-553 (123 amino acids)
Biological process (GO): succinate metabolic process; mitochondrial respiratory chain complex II assembly
Cellular component (GO): mitochondrion; mitochondrial intermembrane space
Source: RefSeq, a predicted model, not a curated record